UGUGAUCUGGCUGCUGCUGUUGAUCAGCUCAUCGGGAAUCACUCCAGCCAUGCGGAGGAAGCACAUGAGAAAAUCGAGGCAAACGAGACUGUCAGUGUGUCUCAGUUCCCAGCUCUUGCUGCAGGCAGCGUCCUCUAUCUCAUCUCGCCUGACUUGGUCUGUGCUGCGAUUGGAGAGGGGAAAUGGGCAGAGGAGAAGGAGCGUUUCCUUCACAAAUAUACCCAUAUGGACCACUACAAACACGCUCACAGUCACAUAGGCAUUAUUGGACUUGAGAGUGUGAUUCAGGAUCUGCACAACCACUAUGAGCCUUCAGAUGAUAAGAACUGUGUAACAGCUAGUGGCAUCAUGAUGGAGGUUGACCCAGCGUCAUCAGAUCAGAUACAGGAAGUAGGUGCAGUUUUGGGGCGUGUAUUGUACCACGCCCUCCUUGGUCAUUGCUUUGGUCAGCCCCUACCAGAGGAGAGCUUUUUCCUGGAUUUUGUCAUGACUCAACUUGGUUCAGAAAAUUUCACUGUUCAUGAUUUAGAGGUUCUCAUGAAGAGCCUUAAAAUUGGACCAGAGGAGGACCACGAUCAUGAUCAUGACCAUAUUGAAGAUGCUAAAAAUUAUCAGAGGAAGCAGAGAGGACAAGUGCGUCAUGUAGGAGAUCAAACUAACAACACCUGGGAUGAGCAAUGUUUCACAGCUGAAGAAUUGGUCCAGAUCUAUGGUCUGUCUGGGGAAAGUUCUGGAAUGGGAAGAUCUGGCUUUGCAAAGCUGAGUCCUGCAUUGGUCCAGCAGAUCCUGAGUGGAUCAUGCUCAAAGGUUAUAGAACCAGCAACCUCCGAUCAGCUCUCCAAAACUGAGAAAUACCUCUAUGCGACCCUCGCCAAUAUUGUCAUUACCCUCAUGGCCAUUUUAGGCGUUGCGAUCCUACUGUGUACCUCGUGUACCAGUGUUUUCCAGAUGUGUAUCCAGUUCUGUAUCAGCAUGGCUGUGGGUUCUCUGACUGGGGAUGCCCUGCUGCACCUCAUACCAUCGGUUCUGGGCCUACAUGUUCACUCAGGGGACGAUGACCACGAUCACCAACAUGAGGAAACCCCAGAUUAUACAUAUAAAAUGCUAGCGGUGAUUGGUGGGAUCUACGCAUUUUAUCUGAUGGAAUCCAUCUUCUCAAUGAUCACAAAUGAAAGGAAUAAUCAUCAUGAGGUACGAGGAGACCCUGAAACUGAAAAUUGUACUUUACUUCUUGGACCGAGUCACAGCGGCAUCAGUCUCAGCAGACACUCCCAAACUUCCCUCUCCUCUGACACCUCAGCAAUCUUGUCUGAGGGAAGCUCAAGGCAAUACAGGGCAAGCCAAGAGACAUGGUCCCUUCAGUGUGUCCUGGGGGCAUUAAAAACAGAUGUCCAAGCCACCUUAGCUGGCACCUGA
Molecule: messenger RNA, 1416 nt
Organism: Cyprinodon variegatus (sheepshead minnow)
Lineage: Eukaryota; Metazoa; Chordata; Actinopteri; Cyprinodontiformes; Cyprinodontidae
Gene: slc39a4
Product: solute carrier family 39 (zinc transporter), member 4
Exons: 6
Biological process (GO): zinc ion import across plasma membrane; intracellular zinc ion homeostasis
Cellular component (GO): membrane
Molecular function (GO): zinc ion transmembrane transporter activity
Source: RefSeq, a predicted model, not a curated record